This is a messenger RNA of Vigna umbellata (rice bean), 4179 nucleotides long. The record is from RefSeq and is a predicted model, not a curated record. Lineage: Eukaryota; Viridiplantae; Streptophyta; Magnoliopsida; Fabales; Fabaceae.
UUUAACCAAACCAAAGAGAAACAAACUCUGUCUCUCUUGAAGCUCCCUUUCAGUCACUUCCUUCCCUUCAAUCCUUCUUUUUUCCCUUCUCAGAGUUUCGAUCCUCUGCUCCCGCUUCUACGAUCUUCCUUCCUAGUUUCACCGCUUUGGAUUCGAUCGGAUCAACUUUGUUUACUUCGUAAUUCAGCUUCUCCUGGUUUCUUUGAUUCUUUUUUCUCCUUCUCUGCAGUUGCACAGGGUAGCUACAAUUUUGCUUUUGGAGCUUAGCCAAUUCUUAAGAGAAGAGUAGAAGGGAAACGGAAACCGUAUCUCAGGGCUCAAAAUAUCAAGGAAUUGUGUUAAAAUUUUCCACUUCUGACUUCCAGGAACCAACGUGGGGAACAUACUAUCUUGAUGUGGUCCUGCUAAGAAGUUGAAAAUCUAUAAGAAAAGAUGGUGAAACAUCGCCUUAGAGAGUCUAUCAAAUCUUUGUUUGGAAGUCAUAUUGACUCUAAUAAAGAAGAGCAGCUCCACGUAGCUAAAGCAGAUAUUGAAGACAAAGUGAAAGAAAUAUUGAAACUUAUUAAAAAUGACAACCUUGAAGAGGAUGGUACCCCAGUGCAACUUUCAAAGAGAGAACCACUUAUUGAACUGAUUGAAGAUUUCCACAAUCAAUACCAAUCACUGCAUGCGCAAUAUGAUAAUCUAACAGGUGAGUUAAGGAAAAGGAUCAAGGGCAAGCGAGAAAAUGGGAGUUCUUCAUCCAGCUCGGACUCAGAUUCAGGUUCAGAUUAUUCUUCAAAGGAAAAAGGCAACAAAAACGGACAACUGGAAAAUGAAUUUCAAAAGACAAUCGGUGGCUUAAAGCAAGAGCUUGAAGUGGUGCAUGCAGAAGUGGCUGAAUUAAAUCGGAAGUUGACAAUUUCACAUGAAGAGAAGGAGGAUCUUAAUUCCAAAUAUCUUGCAGCACUGAGCAAGAUACAAGAAGCAGAUACAGUUAACAUGGAUUUGAAAAGUGAUGCUGAAGCAUUAGGCACUCAAAGAUCUAAACUUUUGGCUGAGAAUGCUGAACUAAGUAAACAAGUGGAUAUUGCUGGCAAAAAAGAAGCUGAACUGAGUCAAAGAUUGGAAGAGUUGAAGAUAGAAAAAGAUAGUUUGACCAUGGAGAAGGAGACAACUCUCCAACAGAUUGAGGAGGAAAAGAAGAUUACUGAUGGUCUCAGAACCCUUGUUGGUCAACUGAAAGAUGAGAAAUUAGCUCUUGGCAAAGAGUUAGAGGCAGUUACAAGUGAACUUUCCAUUCUGAAACCGCAGUUGGAAGACGGAGAACAGAAAAUGACAGGUAUAAGCCACAAUCUGAAAGUUGCUGAGGAAGAAAACAAAUCUUUAAAAGAGCAACUUUCACAGGCUUCAAAUGAGGUUCAGCUGGCUCAGAGUAGAAUACAAGAAUUUGUAGCUGAAUCAAGUCAGUUAAAAGAGAAACUUGAUGUGAGUGGAAGGGAAAUUAAUGCCUUUACUCAGAUGCAUGAAGGUUUUCAGAAAGAAUCCUCAAAUCGUGUCGGGGAACUUGAGGCACAGGUCACCAACCUGGAGUUGGAGUUAGAAUCACUUAAAAACCAGAAAAGAGAUAUAGAAGUACAAAUGAAGAGCAGCACCACUGAAGCAAGGGAACUAGGAGAGCACAAUUCAGGCCUACAAAACCAAAUAUCACAACUCGAAUUGAAGUCCAGAGAAAAAGAAGAGGAGCUAUCUGCUAUGGUGAAGAAACUUGAAGAUAAUGAGAAUGAAUCAUCUUUGAAAAUUUCAGAUUUAACAUCUCAGAUAAACAAGCUGCUAACUGAUGUUGGGACACUACAUACUCAAAAAAUUGAACUCGAAGAGCAGAUAAUUUUUAAAAGUAACGAAGCUUCCACUCAAGUGGAAAACAUUACACAUGAGGUGAAUGCAUUGCAGCAAGAAGUGACGUCCCUCCAGCACCAGAAAUCUGACUUGGAAGCUCAGUUAGUAGAAAAAGUCCACGAAAAUUCCAAGAAUAUGAAUGAAAUGCAAACUCUGAAAGAGGAAAUUGACCGAAAAAUCCUUGAACACGAGAGACUUCUGGAAGACAGAGAAAAUUUAGCCAUGCAGCUAAGGACAUUGGAAUCAGAGAUGAACACCAUUCAGAACAAAAACAGUGAAGCUGAAGAGCAAAUAAGGGCUAAAAACCAUGAGAUCAGUCACAUGAAUCAGGGCAUGUUGGAGCUACAUGAAAAAAUAGCAGAAAUAGAGAAGAUAUCAACAGAUAGAGAAUCAGAUUUGUUGACUCUCCAGGAUAAGUUUAUUAGCGCAGAGCAAGCAGUUUCAGCUCAGAUAAUGGCCUCCAGCGAACAAAUUAAGAAUCUUGAACAUGAUUUGGCAUCACUGCAGAAAGAGAAACACGAAUUAGAACAGCAGUGUGAAAAGCUGAAGUUGGAGGUAGAUUCUAUACAGAACCAAAAGGGUGAAGUUGAAGAACAAAUGAGAACUAAAGACCAUGAGAACUCUGGACUGCGAGAAGAAAUUUUGGGAUUGCAGGGAACAGUAGCUGUGCUGGAGAAGACAUUAGCUGGGAAAGAGGCAGAGCUAUCCAGUUUACAGGAAAAGCUUCAUGAAAAAGAGAGCGAGGCUGCAGGUCAAAUAACUGGCUUCAUAGCCCAGAUUGAUAAUUUAAAACAUGAUGUGGUGUCCCUGCAGAAUGAGAAACAGGAAGUAGAACAGCAGUGUGUAAAUCUGAAGAUGGAGCUGGAUUCCGCACAAAACCAGAAAGUUGAAGUUGACGAGCAGUUGAGAACUAAAGACCAAGAGAACACGGAACUGAGAGAGGAAAAAAUUGGAUUGCAGGGUACAAUUACUGCACUGCAGAAAACAUUAGCCGAUAAAGAGUCAGAACUAUCCAAUUUACAGGAAAAGCUUCAUGAAAAAGAGAGCGAGGCUUCCGGUCAAGUAACUGCCUUCACAGUCCAGAUUGAAAAUCUGAAACAUGAUUUGGUGUCCUUGCAGAAUGAGAAACAGGAAGUAGAACAGCAGUGUGAAAAGCUGAAGGUGGAGCUGGAUUCCUCUCAAAACCAGAAGGGUGAAGUUGAAGAGCAGAUAAGAGCUAAAGAACAUGUGAACACCGAACUGAAAGAUGAAAUUUCGGGAUUGCAGGGAACAAUUACUGCACUGGAUAAAAGAUUAGCUGAGAAAGAGUCAGAGUUAUCCACUUUACAGAAAAUAAAAGAAGAAUUGGAGCUCCAGCAUGAAAAAAUUAGUCAAGAACAUGCAGAAAGCCUUGUAAUGGUAGAGAAUGAAAAGAAUGACAUAUCAAGCAGGUCUAUGGAUCUUAAGAGAACACUAGAAGAGCGAGAAGAUUCAUAUCAGAGGUUAAAUGAAGAAUAUAAACAAAUUGAUGGUUUGUUUCAGGAAUGCAUGGUCAAGCUUGAAGUUGCAGAGAAGAAAACUGAAGAAAUGGCAGCAGAGUUUCAUGAACGAAUUGAGUUGAAAGAUCAGAAGGAAGCUGAUUUGGAACAUACAGUAGAAGACCUAAAAAGAGACCUAGAAGAAAAAGGAGAUGAAAUCAGUACUUUGCUUGAGAGUGUUCGGAUCCUUGAGGUUAAGCUUCGUCUGUCAAACCAGAAGCUUCGGGUCACAGAACAAUUGUUGAGUGAGAAAGAAGAAAGCUUUAGGAAGACGGAGGAAAAGUUUCAGCAAGAUCAGACAGCGCUUGAAGACAGAAUUGCUAUUUUAUCAGCACUAAUAACUGCCAACAAUGAAGCUUUCGAUGGAAUUGUUUCUAAUGUCAGAGAGUGUGUGAACAGUGUCAUGACUGGCAUAGAAUUUGUAAGCUGUCGAGUUUCUGAUGACUGCAAAAGUUACGAGGAGUGUGUCUCCAACAUUUCACGCGAGCUUGAGAUUGCAAGGGGGCAUGUGAGGGAUAUGAAUAAGGAAAAAGAGCAGCUAAAGAGAGACAAAAGCCAGUUGUUGGAGCAACUGCAAGUUAAAAAUGAAGAGGAAGUGGCUUUGAGGAAGACAGUUGAGAAGUUAGAGGCAAAGAGUAGAUAGGAAGAAUCAGAGAAGAUGAAUCUGACAACAACUGUAGAACAACUAAAGAAGACAGUUAGAGAGCUGGAGAAAAUGAUGAAAGAGAAAGAGGACGGUAUGUUGGACUUGGGAGAGGAGAAGAGGGAAGUUAUCAGGCAGCUG